Molecule: messenger RNA, 1146 nt
Organism: Mytilus trossulus (common blue mussel)
Lineage: Eukaryota; Metazoa; Mollusca; Bivalvia; Mytilida; Mytilidae
Product: heat shock 70 kDa protein 12A-like
Exons: 5
Coding region: 1-1146 (381 amino acids)
Source: RefSeq, a predicted model, not a curated record
AUGAUAUCUCCAGAAUAUAAGUAUGUCGUUGCAAUUGAUGUUGGAACUAAUUCUUCAGCAUAUGCGUACGCCAAAAAAGAGGACAUCAAUUUAGACAAAAAUCAAAUAAACGUUUUGUGCAAUCAAGCUUGGGGUGUUGGAAAACACAACUAUAUGAAAAUAAAAACUCCCACCAGUAUUUUACUAGAUGAAAACGGAGAACUGGAUUCAUUUGGAUAUAAAGCAGAGUACAACUAUGACAAACGUGUAAAAGACGGAGUCAACGAUUUUUAUUUCUUCAGAAAUUUUAAAAUGGCUUUAUAUAAAAAUAAUCCUACAUCGGAAAUGGUCAUAUUUGAUGUAAACGAUAGGCGAAUGAUGGUGCAGACUGUAUUUUCAAAAGCAAUUUCAGCGUUUAUGAAAGAAUUUAUAGAAUCAAUCACUAACAGUGGCAAUACUAUAAGCAGUGAAGAAGUCCGGUGGGUGGUCACAGUUCCUUCAAUAUGGUCAGAAGCUGCAAAACAGAUCAUGAAAAAAUGUGCUCAUUUGGCCGGGAUUCCAGACAACCAAUUGAUUAUUGCCUUAGAAUCAGAGGCUGCAUCAAUUUACUGUCAAUAUGUACACAGUAGAGAUAUUGGUGAUACUGCAAUAAGCGUUUCAAAAAUAGUAACCCAGUACAUGGUCGUUGAUCUUGGUGGAAUUGAUGACAAAAAGGACAAUAACAUUGAAAUGGAAGAAACUGAAUCACUUGGGGAUGUGAAGAAACCCACAGCUGAAGACGCUUUAACAGGGGACAGCUCAGAAAUUACUAUUAAACCAUUGAACCAAGAAUAUUUAGAAGAUAGAAAAUCAAAUGCUCAAAGAACAGCUGAGAUGUACCGCAAUAUAAAACAGAGCGAAGCGCAAAUAUAUAAAAUAUAUGUUGGUCUCAUUACGUUUCAAGCUGAACAGAAAAAGACACUGCAUAUUAAUAACAAACAGAUGAAAGCAAUAUCUCAGCAUCUUCAGCAGUUUGAAGACAGGAUAGACCACAAGGCUGGUGGGAAGGUUGAUAUUGCCGUUAAUGAAACAUUAGGAAAUGGUUUUUUGAGAGAAAUUCAUCGCCCAACAGGUGCAGACUGCGGGGGAAAUUUGAUUAAUCAAAGUUUAGUUCAGGAACUGAGUUAA